CUUACCAUAAAUGAUAUUUUUUGGCGAUAUAAAAUAGAUAAAAUAAUAUUUAUACAUAUUAGCCCAAAAUGAGAGUACUUGCACUCACUCCAUUUCUCCCAAUAAAUUAAAGCACAUCUUAAAAAAGAUAACGAAGUGGCAACUUUGCAUCAUCUCUCUUUCUCUCUCCCUCUCCCUCUCAUUCCGAAAUAGUUGAAGUAGAGAAGUUAAUGUUCACCAAACUUACUGUAAAGUCUGAAACGUUCUUCCUUCUUCUUCUUUGCUUCAUUCAAGUUAAACUUCCAAGAACCAUAGGAGUUGUCUCAGAUCUAGUGAAAUAGAUUAUAAAUUCUUCACCAAUUAAAGGGAAAAAAUGAGUAAAGAAGAGUUUAUGAAGAUCCAGACUUGUGUUCUUAAAGUGAACAUUCAUUGUGAUGGCUGUAAGCACAAAGUGAAGAAAAUCUUGCAGAAAAUUGAAGGUGUUUUCACGACUAAGAUAGACGCAGAGCAAGGGAAAGUGACGGUAUCCGGAAACGUAGACCCUUCAGUUCUUAUCAAGAAGCUCUUGAAAUCCGGCGGUGUCUCUUUUCCUGUUCAAAUGCCUGGCGGCGGCGGAGGAGGUAACGGUGGUAAGAAGGGAGGUCCCGGUGGAGGCGGUGGUGGUGGUGGUAAUAUGGGGAAUCCAAACCAAGGCGGAGCCAAGAACGGCGGUAAAGGUGGUGGUGGUGGUGGACAUCCGCUAGAUGGAAAAAAUGGCGGAGGUGGUGGUGGUCCUAACGGUAAUAAAGGUGGUGACGGAGGCCAAAUGAACGGUGGUCCCAACGGAGGCAAAAAAGGUGGUGGUGGCGGAGGAGGACCCAUGGGUGGAGGACUCCCGCCGGGUUUCCGUCCGAUAGGAGGCGGUAAUGGCGGAGGAGGCGGAGGACCUCCGACCAUGAGUAUGCCAAUGGGUGGGCAAAUGGGUGGUCCGAUGGGCGGCGGUCCUGGUCCAAUGGGUAAUAAUAUGCAGGCGGUUCAAGGAUUACCGGCAAUGGGUCCGGGCGGUGGUGGCGGUGGCCCAACCGCAGGAGCACCACCAGGAUAUUUUCAAGGCUCCGGAAACGGUGGGGGUGGACAAGACGCUUUGCCGGGAAAUCCCUACUUACAACAGCAACAACAACAACAGCAGCACCAACAACAACAAUACUUAGCGGCGGUAAUGAACCAGCAACGAGCCAUGGGCAACGAGCGGUUCCAACCGAUGAUGUACGCUCGACCACCGCCCGCGGUCAACUACAUGCCACCUCAACCGCACCAACAACAUCCUUACCCGUAUCCUUAUCCAUACCCGUAUCCGCCCCACGGUGGUGAUCAGUAUUCUCAUUACUUCAGUGAUGAGAACACAUCAAGCUGCAAUAUUAUGUGA
Messenger RNA from Thlaspi arvense, 1384 nucleotides. Lineage: Eukaryota; Viridiplantae; Streptophyta; Magnoliopsida; Brassicales; Brassicaceae. The record is from the annotation of a GenBank genome assembly.